Messenger RNA from Phlebotomus papatasi, 1624 nucleotides. RefSeq names its product putative GTP-binding protein 6. Gene Ontology annotation, cellular component: cytoplasm. Gene Ontology annotation, molecular function: ribosome binding; GTP binding. NCBI's taxonomy places the organism in Eukaryota, Metazoa, Arthropoda, Insecta, Diptera, Psychodidae. The record is from RefSeq and is a predicted model, not a curated record. The transcript has a single exon. Bases 1 to 1593 code for a protein of 530 amino acids.
AUGCUUCGUACAGUUUUGCUGCACUCUUGCAAAUUUUGCAGCCUUCCCAGGAUUGUUAGAGUAAGUUCGGGAGGAUGGUUUAGGAAGGGGAUUACAAGUGGAUUUUCUGGGAAUACCAGGCUGAAGUAUACGAUGUCUGGUGUUAAGGGUGGCAAUCAGAAGAAAGGACGACAAUCUGUGGAAGAUGAUGAAGGGGAUUUUGAGACAACUGAAGAAUUUGAUGAGAAACUUAUUGAUAAGGAUGAAGAGUACAAUUUUAUAGCAAGCAGUGCACUUCACAUUACUAAGAACAUCCUCAAUGAACAGCAUAUCUUCCUGAUUCAACCGUACAUUAAAUGGGGUCCUCAGAAAUCGCCCUCAUCACCGGAUCUUUUGAUAGAGGAAUCAGUAGCUCUUGUGAGAUCUGUGCCCAAGUGGCAUGUGGAGCAAGUCAUGAAGGUGCCUUUGGAGAAUUUUAGCAAAAAGACUCUCUUCGGACGAGGAAAGAUUGAGGAGAUAAAAGAAGCAAUUAACAAACUGAGAGCUUCAGGGAAGCCAGUAAGUCGAAUUUUUAUCAGCAAAGGAGUUAUUCAUGGGGCUCAGAAGAGAUUUCUCGAGACAGCCUUUCACCUCCCCAUUCUCGAUCGGUACUCUAUGGUCAUUCAGAUUCUCAGACUUCAUGCUACAACAGCUGAAGCAAAGCUGCAGGUAGCAAUGGCAGAGAUCCCGUACAUUUGGGGACAGACUCGACCAAAAAAUGCUACUGUUGGGAAGCUGGAUGAUUUGGUUUUGACAGAUUCUCAGCGUAUUCUCCUGACCCAUCGGGAAAGGAAGCUAAAGAAAGCUCUGGAUAACAUUAGGGCUCAAAGGAGGUUGUUGAGGAGGAAGAGACUGAGCAGAAACUUCCCGGUUAUUGCGGUAGUCGGGUAUACUAAUGCUGGAAAGACUUCCUUGAUCAAGGCUCUGACGCGGGAAGUUACUCUCCAACCAAGGGAUCAGCUUUUUGCGACUCUAGACGUCACAGCUCAUGCCGGAAGAUUACCAUGCAAACUUGAAGUGAUCUUUAUGGAUACUGUGGGCUUUAUGUCGGACAUCCCAACAGAGCUCCUUGAGUGCUUCAUCUCUACACUGGAAGAUGUGAUGCUGGCUGAUGUUAUCCUUCAUGUUCAGGAUGUUUCUCAUGGGAAUUGCUUGGAGCAGAGGAAGCAUGUUGAGACAACUCUCAGGGAACUUGUGGAAAAAUUUGGAGAAAAUCAUGAGCUCAAUAACAUUAUAGAUGUUGGAAAUAAAAUGGAUAAAUUGCCAUCGGGAGAAGGGAAUAAUUCCAAAUUCCAAGAUUUGCACCUGAUCUCUUCGCAUACUUUGGAGGGUGUUAGAGAGCUCCUGGACGACAUUGAAAAAUUAGUUCUAAAACGUACUCAGCGAUCCCAUAUAACAAUCAAAGCCGCAAUGGGAGGAGAGGAAGCUUCAUGGCUCUACAAAAAUGCUACUGUCGUGGACGCCGAAGCGGAUCCUGAGGAUAGUCAAUAUUUGAGGCUUCACGUAGUGAUUGCAGAAGCUACAUUUGAGCAAUUCAAGCAUCGCUUCUUAAAGGGAAGUGGCAAGAAAAAAUAGUAACAAGUAAAUUAAAGUAGACAUAAUUUUA